Messenger RNA from Staurois parvus, 2271 nucleotides. The record is from the annotation of a GenBank genome assembly. Lineage: Eukaryota; Metazoa; Chordata; Amphibia; Anura; Ranidae.
GAGGAAUACUCUGUAAGAUCUCACACUUUGUCUUCAGACAACCAUUGGAGAUUUCACAGUGCGGACCGACCAACGGAUCCAUCCAAUCCUAAGAAAUCUGUGAGCCAAGAAGGACCUUAUACAGGGGAGAGCUCGUUCUCAUGUUUGGGGUGUCGGAAAACCUUCAAGAGGAAACCUGAAUUUCUUAAACAUCUCAAAUCUCACACCAGUGCAACCUUUUCAUGUUCCGAGUGCGGGAAAUCCUUCACUGAGAAAAAAGUAUUUGUCGUACACCAGAGAAUUCACACCGGCAAGCGGCCUUAUUCGUGUUCGGAGUGCGGGAAGUGUUUCACUGAGAAGGGAAACAAGCGAAUACACACGGGCGAGCGUCCUUAUUCAUGUUCUGAUUGUGGGAAAGGUUUCACUCAGAAAGGGGCCCUUGUUAUACACCAGAGAAUUCAUACUGGCGAGCGUCCUUUUAUAUGCUCAGAAGCCCUUCUUACACAUCAGAGAAUUCACAUGAGCGAACCUCCUUAUUCAUGUUCAGAGUGCGGGAAAUGUUUCACUCAGAAAAGAAGCCUUCUUAGACACCAGAGAAGUCAUACUGGUGAACGUCCUUUUUCCUGUUCAGACUGUGGAAAAUGUUUCACCCAGAAAGAACAUCUUAUUACACACCAGAGGAGUCACACGGGUGAACGUCCUUUUUCAUGUUUAGAGUGCAGGAAAUGUUUCACUGAGAAAAGAGCUCUUCUUAUACACCAGAGAAGUCAUAUGAGUGAACCUCCAUUCUCAUGUUCAGAGUGCGGGAAAUUUUUCACCGAGGAAAGAGGACUUGUUAUACACCAGAGAAUUCACACAGGGGAGCGUCCUUAUUCGUGUUCAGAGUGCGGGAAAUGUUUUACUCAGAGAUCACACCUGCUUAGACACCAGAGAACUCACAAGGGGGACCGUCCUUAUUUAUGUCCAGUUUGCGGGAAAUGUUUCACUCAGAAAGAAAAUCUUAUUACGCAUCAAAGAAGUCACACAGGCGAGCGUCCUUUUUCAUGUUCAGAGUGCGGGAAAUGUUUUACAAACAAAGGAAAUCUCCUUACACACCAGAGAAGUCACACGGGUGAGCGUCCGUUUGCAUGCUCAGAGUGCGGGAAAGGUUUCUCUAGUAAAAUGUACCUCAUCAUACACCAGAGAAUUCACACCGGGGAGCGUCCCUUUGCAUGCUCAGAGUGUGAGAAAAGUUUCACUAACAAAGCAAGCCUCCUUUUACACCAGAGAAUUCACACGGGUGAGGGCCUGCAUUCGUGUUCAGAGUGUGGGAAACUUUUCACUCUUAAAACAAAUCUUCUUAUACACCAGAGAACUCACACAGGUGAGCUCCCGUUUUCAUGUUCAGAGUGCGGAAAAGGUUGCACUAGCAAAGCAUACCUCCUUACACACCAGAAAAUUCACACAGGUGAGCGUCCUUAUUCAUGUUCAGAGUGCGGGAAAUCCUUUGUCAACAAAGGAAUGCUUCGUAGACACCAUCAAAUUCACACAGGUGAGCGUGCAUACUCAUGUUCAGAGUGCGGUAAAGGUUUUAUUACAAAAGAAAAUCUUAUUGUACACCAGAGAAAGCACACAGGAGAGCGACCUUAUUCCUGUUCAGAGUGCGGGAAAUGUUACAUCGACAAAAAAACCCUUGUUCUGCACCAGAAAUCUCACACAGGAGAGCGCCCAUAUUCAUGUUCAGAGUGCGGGAAAUCUUUUGCCCGGAGUGCGCACUUGCGUAAUCACCAGAAAAUUCACACAGGUGUGCAGCCUUUUUCGUGUUCAGAGUGCGGGAAAUCUUUUGCCGACAAAGGCAAUCUCCGUAGACACCAGAUAACUCACACCAAAGAGUAUCCGUUUUCAUGUUCAGAGUGUGGGAAAGGUUUUGCCGACAAAAGAGCGCUUCUUUCGCACCUGAGAACUCACACAGGGGAACGACCUUAUCCGUGUUCAGAGUGCGGGAAAAGUUAUAUGGACAAAGGAAACCUCGUUAGGCACCAGAAGACUCACACGGGCAAAUGUUCUUAUUCAUGUCUAGAGUGCGGGAAAGGUUUCUAUCAGAAAGAGCAUUUUCUUAUACACCAGAGGAGCCACACGGGUGAACGUCCUUAUUCAUGUUCAGAGUGCGGGAGAUGUUUCAGUGAAAAAGGAAGCAUGCUCAGACACAUGAAAAUUCACACAGGGGAGCGUCCUUAUUCCUGCUCAGAGUGUGGGAAAACGUUCAUUAACAAAGGAAAUCUAACUAAACACCAGAGGACACACACCCACUAA